CCAAAGCCUCUCUCCCUCCCCCAACAUCCACUGCUCGCCCCAACCCCCCCGCAUCCCUGGGAAGGAAAUGGCUGCUCGGUACGGAUCGCUGUCGAGGUCGCUGAUCCAGGCCGCGAGGUCCUCCACGCUCCGCUCGUCCUCCUCGUCCCUCCCCCGCGUGCGGCCUUCUCGCGUCCCCCGCCCCCCGUCUCGCCCUCCUCUCUUCACCAACCCGAGGAAUUUGGGGCAGCUGGGAUGCGUCCAGUCGCUGAUGCCGCUCCACAGCACGCUGGCUUCGUCCCGGCUCACCUCCCACAUCUCGCUCGAAGCGCGCGCCUACUGCGAGCUGUCUCAGGGUACUUGAAGACACCUCUAAAUUAGCACAGGAGGUGCUAAGCCAUAUGGAUCCUGAAGUAUACUUUCUGGGGGGCUACUUUCAAAAGUAGAAUGCAUCGUGUGACUCUCUUGACAAGCAUUUUUCUGUUUCAAUUUUAGUUUAUUGUAGAAAAUACUUUGGAAUGCUUUAGAACUAGGUAGGUUCAAGUUCAACCAGUUAACCUUUAGUCAUUUUUCCAUCUUCCUUAAUUUAUGCUCAUAAAUUGUCGGAGUUUCAGAAACAAAUAGUUCCUGAGUUGGGCAUCUUGGAAUUUCAGUAAAUUUAUUUCUUUCCAA
Eucalyptus grandis is the source of this 651-nucleotide messenger RNA. RefSeq names its product protein NONRESPONDING TO OXYLIPINS 2, mitochondrial. The transcript is spliced from 3 exons. The coding region runs from base 68 to 343 and encodes 91 amino acids. NCBI's taxonomy places the organism in Eukaryota, Viridiplantae, Streptophyta, Magnoliopsida, Myrtales, Myrtaceae. The record is from RefSeq and is a predicted model, not a curated record.